Molecule: messenger RNA, 802 nt
Organism: Camellia sinensis
Lineage: Eukaryota; Viridiplantae; Streptophyta; Magnoliopsida; Ericales; Theaceae
Source: RefSeq, a predicted model, not a curated record
CUAGAUAGGCCUAAACGCCUCAACAUUAUCAAUGGAAUUGCUAGGGGACUUCUUUAUCUUCAUCAAGAUUCCAAACUGAGAAUUAUAUAUGGAGAUUUAAAAGCUAGUAAUAUUUUACUAGAUAAUGAAAUGAACCAAAAAAUAUCAAACUUCAGCAUGGCGAGACAUUUUGGAGGAAAUGAAAGCGAAGCUAACACAAGCAGAGUGAUUGGAACAUAUGGUUAUAUGUCUCAAGAGUAUACAAUUGAUGGGAUAUUCUCAGUAAAAUCCGAUGUAUAUAGCUUUGGCGUCUUGGUCCUAGAAAUAGUUAGUGGGAAGAGAAACAGAGGAUUCUCUCACCCAGAACACCACCUCAACCUUCUUGGACAUGUAAGCUUUGAGCAACCAAUUUCAAUUUGUGUUGAGAAUUUAAAACUACUUCUGAAAACGGUUUCGAUUUCUCAAGUCUGGAAACUCUGUAUAGAAGGCAGGUCUCGGGAACUAGUUGAUCCAUCAGUGGAAGAAUUAGAAAAUCUAUCCGAACUUGUACGAGCAAUUCAUGUGGGUUUGUUAUGUGUGCAACAAUAUCCAGAGGAUAGACCAAACAUGUCGACUGUGGUUUUAAUGUUAGGCAGUGAGGGUGGAUUGCCUCAGCCUAAACAUGUCCUGCCUGAGAAAGGUUCUUCAACAAGCACACGUGAACCAGGUUCAGACAACAUUGUUAGUGCCACAGUUACACUGUUGGAGGGAAGAUAGAGGAAGACAACUACCUGAGAAUAUAUUUUUCACACAAAAAUGACUUAAUUUAAUGGAAAUAUCUUGU